AUGGCUUCCACCAUGGCCGCCAAUGCAAACAACGUACACAACGUACGAUCCAACCGAGCCAAUAUGGGUUCAUCUGGCAUGAACGGUGAUCGCUCUCGCGGUUCGAACAACGGUGUUGGGAAGGGAUUCGGAAAAUCGAGCUGGAACAGUAACAUCUGGGGUGACUCCAACCUGGGAGGUGGUUUCGAUGAACAACACAUUAGUGAAACUGCAUUUGAAGGAAAGUCGGGUUCGGGGUCGCUGCUUUCCUCCUCGGAAUCCGAUGGCUGGGCUGGACGUCCCAACCUUCCCUGGAGUACUGUCAACACAUCCGCCCUGCCCAUGGGCCAGAACCGCAACAUGACAGCCUCUCCAAUUCAGACCCGUGCCAAUGAUCGGAGCGCUCCGGCAUUGAACGAUGCGGCUGACUCCUCCUACUUCGCUUUGCCUCGCACUACUGGAAUCGGUACCUCCGCUGGCACAGCCAGUCACCGUCCUUACUUCAAUGGAUCUGAGGGGGUUUCUCCGUCCGGAGAUGGCAUGUCCUUCGGUGGUUUCCCUGCCCUCCGCAACGGUGAUGGUCGACGACAGGUGAGCUCCACCGGUCUGGGCACUAGCCCUGUGGGAAAGAACUUCCCCGUCAAGUCUGGGUUCAACGGAUCUCUCGAUGGUUCGCGACCGGAAGACAUGGCUGCGAUGGGCAUCUCAUCCCUGGCGUCUGGCAUUCCUGAGGGCAUGUCCCCUCCCCAGACUCGCAACACCCUCUCUCACAUGUCCCACAACUCGGCUUCCUAUUCUCAACGACCCGUUCACUCCGCCCACCCCUCCUACUACUCUGACAACCACAGCAUCGACAGCCGUUAUGGCAACAAUUCGAUGGAUCUCAGCGCGGGCCUCAACAAGAUGCAACUAGACAACGGAUUCUCUGCUCUCUCCCCGCGCGGCAAGUUCCAGAACAACGACGACGCCAGCUACCAGGCCCUUUCUGGCUAUGGAGCUGAAAGUGCGCAAGAUAUGCAGCUGGCAUACCAGCCUCGUUCGCGUGGCGGUGAUACUGGUUCUAUCUCUCCGUCUGAGUACGCUCGCAUGGAAAGCCCGCUCUAUGCCGGAGUUGAUGCCCAGUACCGCAACUCUACUGGUCGCAUGUCUGACAACCAGGCUGCGGCUUUCGAGCGCAGGCUGCGAAACUUCCAAGAACAAGAAUUUGUCCAGCCCCAGCGCAUGCAGAUGCCCCAAUCCUACGACUACCAGGGCUACCAGCAAGCCCGUAUGAGCGCGCUCCAAGGCUUCUACCCUAUGGCACUUUCGGGCGGACUAGGCGCAGCUGCUCUCGUCAGUCGACCUCACCGCGAGCAUGACCCCACGCAGGUUGUCCGCAGCCCUCUCCUGGAAGAAUUCCGAGCCAACAGCAAGGGCAACAAGCGCUACGAGCUCAAGGACAUCUACAACCAUGUCGUAGAGUUCUCUGGCGAUCAGCAUGGAUCGCGCUUUAUUCAGCAAAAGCUGGAGACUGCCAACAGCGAUGAGAAGGAGCAGGUCUUCCGAGAGAUCCAGCCCAACUGCUUGCAGCUUAUGACGGACGUCUUCGGAAACUACGUCGUCCAAAAGCUCUUUGAGCACGGCAACCAGACUCAGAAGAAGAUCCUUGCAAACCAGAUGCGCGGACACGUUCUCGCUCUUUCUACUCAGAUGUAUGGAUGUCGUGUGGUUCAAAAAGCCCUCGAGCACAUCCUCACGGAUCAGCAGGCCGUCAUGGUCAAGGAAUUGGAGAAUCAUGUUCUCAAGUGUGUUCGUGACCAGAAUGGAAAUCACGUCAUCCAGAAGGCCAUCGAGCGUGUGCCCUCAGAAUAUGUCCAAUUCAUCAUCAACGCUUUCCGAGGCCAAGUCAACCGUCUCGCUGCUCACCCCUAUGGCUGCCGUGUCAUUCAACGCAUGCUAGAGCACUGCGAGGAAGUUGACCGCGAAUCCAUCCUGGGCGAACUCCAUGCUUGCACCGCCAAUCUCAUCCCCGAUCAGUUCGGCAAUUACGUGAUUCAACACGUCAUUGAGAAUGGUGAUGAGAAGGACCGUGACCGCAUGAUCGUGAUCGUCAACUCGCAGCUCCUUGCUUACUCGAAGCACAAAUUUGCCAGCAACGUUGUUGAGAAGAGCAUUGAGUUUGGCGAUGAGGGCCAGCGCAAUCACAUCAUUUCUACUCUCACUUCCUCCAACGAUCGAGGCGAGAGCCCUCUGCUCGGCCUCAUGCGUGACCAGUAUGGAAACUAUGUCAUCCAGAAGGUCCUUGGUCAACUGAAGGGCGCCGAGCGUGAGGCCCUCAUCGAGCAGAUCAAGCCUCUCUUGAGCCAGUUGAAGAAGUUCAGCUAUGGGAAGCAGAUUGUGGCAAUCGAGAAGCUUAUCUUCGAUCCCAACUCUCCCGCCACUGGUCCUCUGCAGCACCCCUCGAAGCGCACCAUGGAGCCACCUCGGGCCUUUGUCGGCGCGGCACCGCCUACUCCUCCCCCGACAGACAACCAGGGCACUGUCGACGGAUCCCUGGAGUCCAAGGAUCUUGCCAAGAGCACUGUGACCUCGGUUUCCAGUCCCGAGACCGCCAACACCGUCCCGGUCGACGUCACCAGUGCUCACUAA
Messenger RNA from Penicillium atrosanguineum, 2607 nucleotides. RefSeq names its product mRNA-binding protein PUF3. The coding region runs from base 1 to 2607 and encodes 868 amino acids. Gene Ontology annotation, cellular component: cytoplasm. Lineage: Eukaryota; Fungi; Ascomycota; Eurotiomycetes; Eurotiales; Aspergillaceae. The transcript is spliced from 6 exons. Gene Ontology annotation, molecular function: mRNA 3'-UTR binding. Gene Ontology annotation, biological process: nuclear-transcribed mRNA catabolic process, deadenylation-dependent decay. The record is from RefSeq and is a predicted model, not a curated record.